This is a messenger RNA of Lolium rigidum, 1363 nucleotides long. RefSeq lists its product as uncharacterized. Lineage: Eukaryota; Viridiplantae; Streptophyta; Magnoliopsida; Poales; Poaceae. Bases 2 to 1075 code for a protein of 357 amino acids. The transcript has a single exon. The record is from RefSeq and is a predicted model, not a curated record.
CAUGGACGACGACAUCGACAGCACCUGCUCCACGCCCUUCGCCAGCGCGCCGUCCAGCCCCGGCCGGUCCCCCGCCAUCUUCGGCGGCGGCGGCUACUUCUUCAGCGCGCCGGCGAGCCCCAUCCACCACCUGCUCUUCUCGUCCGCCUCCGGCGCCACGAACGGCGGCGCGCACGGCGCCCACCUGGGCGACGCGGAGUUCGAGUUCGGCGGGCCCGGCGAGCACAUGAUCUCCGCCGACGAGCUGUUCCAGAACGGCCAGAUCCGGCCGCUGACCCUGUCCCCGCUCCCGGAUCUCGACCCCGGCAGCGACGGCGACGGAGACGACGACGUCGAGGCGCAGCGGCCCGCGCGGCGCCGCGAGCCGGCCCUCCGGAGCGGGUCCGUGCACCGCCGCGCCCGGUCCAUGUCCCCGACCCGCAGCGCGUCGCCGCGGCUGAAGCUGCUGAAUGCGCUCGUCCCCGCGCCGGAUCUUGCCCGCUCGACCGGGGCGGAGCUCGAGGCCCCGCCGCCGGUCACCGCCUCGUCGCGCUCGUCGUCGUCCUCCUCGACGUCAUCGUCGUCGUCGGCGGCCUCGUCCGGCCGCGGGUCCCGGCGGUGGGUGGUCCUGAAGGACAUGCUGCUCCACCGCAGCAAGAGCGAGCCCGGCAGCGCCCACGCGCACGACGCCCCCGCGGCGGCCGCCGCCGCCAAGCCCGAGAAGUCGUGGCAGUUCUCGCACUCGUGGGCGUCGAGGGAAAAGGUCAUCGCAAAGCUCCGUGGGGCGAGGGUAUCAACACCGUCGGAGACGGGAGCGGCGGCGUCGGCUGAGAGCGGUAGCGGCGGUGCGGGCGAGGAGUCCCGGACGACGACGCGGGGUCAGGGGAGGGGGAAGGGCCGGCGGCGGUCGACGACGGUGGCUGCUGCGCACGAGAGGCUGUACGCGGCGCCGAACAGGGCGCAGGCGGAGGAGAUGCGGCGGCGCACGUUCCUGCCGUACCGGCAGGGCGUGCUGGGCUGCCUGGGCUUCAGCUCCCGCGGCUACGGCGCGCUCCGCGGAUUCUCCAAAACCCUCAGCCCCGUCUUCUCCCGGUAAAAAGGCGAAAGCAGGUCCAGAAAUUGCUCCAAAAAUACCGAAAAAACAGUGAGCAACAGAAGAGCUUAAAACUGGUUCUUCUUGCUAAUGUUGCCGGUUAAUUAUCACAGUAGUAGUAGUAGUAUUCGUUAUUUGUGUAUGCGAGUAUUGUUUGUCCUAAGCUUUUGGCAGCUGUGUAUAGUGUGAAUUUUUUUCCUCCCAAGUUCGUUGGGAGGUGUUGGUAGUUGUCAGUAAGUCACAUCAACUGGAACAUCAGCAGGGUGCAGUUGGAUAAAUGUGGCGCGAAAA